AUGUAUUCGUUUCUUCCCCUAGGUCAACGUGUACUGGAUGAGGUGGAAAAGAUCAUCGAUCGAAAUUUGGAAACAAUUGGAGCUCAGAAGAUGCAAAUGCCAAUCGUUCAGAACCUAAAUCGCUGGAUGAAGUCGGGUCGUCGUGAUCAAAUCGGCAAAGAAUUGUACACGUUGAAAGAUCGCAAGGGCCAAGAAUUGUGCCUGAGUCCCACAAAUGAGGAAGUAAUCACCGAGUUAGUAAAGGACCUUGUUGCAACUCCUUCGAACUAUCCGCUGAUGCUCUAUCAAACCUCUCCCAAGUUCCGGGAUGAAAUGCGUCUAAAAGCGGGCGUGUUGCGUAGCAAAGAGUUUUUAAUGAUGGAUUUGUACUCCUUUGACACAAAUUUGAAGAAAGCGAACGAAACGUUUGAUCAGGUCGAUACUUGCUUUUCAAAUAUUUUCCGUGAACUAGAAAUCCCGGUAGAAGCACUUGAAGCAGAUAAUGGAAUUAUGGGAGGAUCGCGUUCCAAAGAGUAUCAAUGUUGUUGUGGUGUCGGAGAAGAUCGUGUUACACGGUGCUCGAAGUGUGGAUAUAAGUCUUUAUACACAUCCUCCACCUCUAUUCCCACGGUUAUCGAUUAUUUCUUUUCAGAAACGUUUAAUCAGCUCCUUUUCCAGCAAUCCCUCGAACUCGGACACUCCUUCGUUCUCGGCGAUCGCUACUCCACUCUCUUCAAUCUCCAGAACCGCGGUUCUCCCCUCCAAAUGGGCUGCUACGGUCUGGGCGUGAGUCGCAUCGUGGGCUCUCUCUUCGAACUCUUCGGCCAUUCGUCCGGAAUACUAUUCCCCGACCCAAUCACCACGUUCGACGUCGUCGUUCUCAACACCGGUACCCCAAUUGAUCGGGUUUUUGAAUCAGAGAAAACCGAAGCGGCGCGCGCGAAAACCGCGGAACUUUUGGACGCUCUGGGGGAUGCGCUGCGGAUCUGCUUCGACGAUCGGGAUGAGCUUUCCGCGGGGAAUCGGCUGAUGGAUGCGGAGUUGAUGGGGGCGCGUGUGGCGGUAAUCGCGGGGAAAGAGUUCGCGAUGGGGGGCAAUUUGGAAGUGCGGUUAUUGCACCGAAAUGUGAUCCGGGAUGUGUGGAGAAACGAGGAAAUGGGGAAACGUGGUGGAAACGUGGAAACGAAGAAGAAAGAGGAGAUUAGUGAUGUGUUGCGCGAGAAGAUUCUGGGGUUCGAUCGAAGCCGAUUGGAAGAAUUGGGAUUUGAUUUGGUGAAGGAAGGAGGGGAUAUGAAGAGCGAUGGGUACACGAUUAGCAGUGGAUUUGGAGAGUUGUAUUGGAAUUUGGUGCAGACGCUGUCGUGUGUGAAGUCGUAUCAGAAUUCGAUUUAUUGA
Messenger RNA from Blastocystis hominis, 1374 nucleotides. RefSeq lists its product as hypothetical. The coding region runs from base 1 to 1374 and encodes 457 amino acids. NCBI's taxonomy places the organism in Eukaryota, Bigyra, Opalinata, Blastocystidae. Gene Ontology annotation, molecular function: ATP binding; proline-tRNA ligase activity. The transcript has 5 exons. Gene Ontology annotation, biological process: prolyl-tRNA aminoacylation. The record is from RefSeq and is a predicted model, not a curated record. Gene Ontology annotation, cellular component: cytoplasm; mitochondrion.